AUGACAAUAGAGUUUUUACUGGAGAAAGCCCUAUACAGGUCUUUCUCCAAAAAAAUCAUUGCUACAGUUAAAUACAGGAGAGUCCUUGUAAUGAUGUGGGGAUGUUUCUCAUAUCAUGGAGUAGGGAGGUUGGUUUUUAUAGAUGGUAUUAUAAAUUUUAUAGCAAAUAUAGAUAUUUUGGCUAACAAUCUACGUUCAUCAGCCGAAAAAAUGGGAAUAGAAACAUUUAUUUUCCAACAAGAUAAUAAUCGUAAAUAUACAUUAAUACUUGCCGAGAACUACUUUACCAAAAAAAAUCGAGUUGAUUUUUUGUCCACCACAAUCUCUAGAUUUAAACCCAAUAGGAAACUUUGGACCAUUAUAAAACAGAAAUUAUCUAAAUUAAUUAUAAAAACUAAGGAAGAGUGA
Vairimorpha ceranae is the source of this 408-nucleotide messenger RNA. RefSeq lists its product as hypothetical. The record is from RefSeq and is a predicted model, not a curated record. The coding region runs from base 1 to 408 and encodes 135 amino acids. Gene Ontology annotation, molecular function: nucleic acid binding. NCBI's taxonomy places the organism in Eukaryota, Fungi, Microsporidia, Nosematidae. The transcript has a single exon.